Phytophthora sojae is the source of this 1004-nucleotide messenger RNA. RefSeq lists its product as hypothetical. The transcript is spliced from 4 exons. The coding region runs from base 1 to 912 and encodes 303 amino acids. The record is from RefSeq and is a predicted model, not a curated record. Lineage: Eukaryota; Oomycota; Peronosporomycetes; Peronosporales; Peronosporaceae.
AUGAGCGGCAACAAGAACCCGACCAACAAGAAGCUGGAGGAGCUCGUGGAGCGCGCCGGCGUGAGCAAGCUCGUGCUGGAGGACCCGGACCAGGUGGUGUGCGACGAUGAGUGGACGGAGGAGCGAGAGCGCCUGGCGCGGGAGCACCUGAGCCAGGACAGGUCCUCGAUCCCCGAGUUCUGGCAGAAGAAGUACGAGAAGGAGGCAGCCAAGAGUUGGGACAAGUUCUACAAGCGCAACUCCACCAACUUCUACAAGGACAGACACUACCUGCAUCUGGUGUUCAAGGACCUCGGCGUCGUACCCGAGAACGGCGAGACGCGGACUCUCCUGGAGGUCGGCAGUGGAGUCGGCAACGCUGCGCUACCUCUGCUUGAGGUCAAUCCGGCGCUUAACAUUGUGGCCAUCGACUUUGCCGACUCGGCUAUUGAUCUGCUCAAGAAACAACCGCUUUACGACGAAGCUCGCGUCGCAGCCUCCGUGUGUGACAUCACGAACGACGCACUGCCCGAUGCCGCAUUCGCCAACGGUGGCGUGGAUUUCGCGCUCUUCCUCUUUUGCCUGUCAGCUCUGCACCCGGACAGGAUGAAGGACGCGGUGAAGAAGGUGGUGGCGGCCAUCAAACCCGGCGGCAAGCUCUUCUUCCGUGACUACGGCCGUUACGACCAGGCGCAGCUUCGUUUCCGCCCUGGCUGCAAGCUGCAGGAGAAUUUCUAUGUGCGUCAGGACAACACGCGCGCCUACUACUUCACGACCGAGGAGGUGGAGGAAAUCUUCACUGAGGCCGGCCUCGUCCCGGUCGAGAACGAGUACAUCCGACGCCAGUACGCCAACAGACAGCAGAACGUGGUGCGCUUUCGAGUUUGGGUCCACGCCAUCUUUGAGAAGCCUCUUACUACCCCGCAAGCGUAAGCGAAAAAGUGAUAUGGUAGCAGUACUGUAUUGCACGACGCACUCCUACCGAACAAAAUACAUGUUCUAGACGCAGUUUCCGCGACGGAUUG